AUGCACAUCCUCCAAUACCUUGCCCUGGUGCCCAUCGCGACCGCUGCUUUAUCCUCACCCUCGGCAUCGACUCUGAUAGACAUCGAAGCCCGCUCAUCUACCCCUGCACCGGCAUACAAUAACGCAUCUAGCUCCCUCCUCUACAUAAACGUCGUGUCCCAGGAAGACGUACACCUACUCGUCGCGCGACAACUGGACCUGGACAACAUCGUUGAUAAAAUAACGGGUCUCCUGCAGCCUCUCUUCCAGCUUAUUAGUCCCGAGUCCCUGGGGAAUGUGAAUGCCAUCGUCUCGCAGUUGGCCUCGCUGCUUGGUGAUGGCGGUGCAGAGGAUACAAAGAAUCUCAUCGAUGUUAUUGCGGAUUUGCUAAAUUCGAAUGCUGUAAAGGCGCUUGUUGAGCAGCUUGGGCCGUUGAUGCCGACGCUGCUGGACCUCCUUGACUCAAAUAUCAUCUCCCAGCUCAAGAUACUCCUCAACAAUGCGGGUCUCCUGUUGACGGAGGAGUUCGCAAAUAAUGUUCGUGAUUUGGUGAAUAGCUUUGCCCCGAUCUUCGACUACCUGAUGCAAAUAAUCUCGUACUUGAUCGACCUGCUUUUCGGAGGCGGCAGCAGCGGUAAAGAAGGAAGCAGCACAACAAUUAAGCCCUCGCCGACCGCAACACAAACAAGUGGUUCUGGUUCUGGUUCGGAGGCGACUGCAACUGAUACCUCUCACUCCGGUCUCGACAACAAUCUAGGGCUGGGCUCAUCGAGUGACGACUUGGAUACGGCUGGGUCAGGAAGCGUCUCGGGAUCUAGCUCGGAGUCUAGCUCGGGCUCUUCAUCGUCGGCAUCUAGUGACGGCGACUCAUCUUCGUCGGGAGGAAGUGGUUUCAGCCUUGGAUCUUCCUCGUCCGAGUUCUUGGAGGGUAGCGACUCGGGCCUCAGCUCGGGCACCUCCUCUUCGGCGUCUUCCUCCGAUGGCAGCGAGUCAGGCAGUGGCUCCGGAAGUUCCGGCGACUCCAACUCCGACUCUGAUUCCGGACCUGGCUCGGAUUGGGACUUGCACUUGGGAUCUGGCUCUGGCUCUGGCUCUGGCUCUGGCUCCUUUUCGGAUUCGGGGUCUGGAACUGCAACGAGCCCGGAUGAUUCGAGCUUCACCGGUGCAGCGAGCAGGUUAAGCCAGCUUGGCGUGACGGUGGCUUUCGGGGCCUUGGCUGCCCUAUUCGUGCUUUGA
Molecule: messenger RNA, 1215 nt
Organism: Aspergillus mulundensis
Lineage: Eukaryota; Fungi; Ascomycota; Eurotiomycetes; Eurotiales; Aspergillaceae
Exons: 3
Coding region: 1-1215 (404 amino acids)
Source: RefSeq, a predicted model, not a curated record